UUUUCUUUUAAAAUACUCACUCAACCCCUUUUUUAAAGAUAAUUUUUGACAUGUUUUGAUUAGAUAAACUCAGAGUCCAGAGUCUGGCGGUGUUUAUGAUAGAUGUAUUUACUACAGCGGCUGGUUCUUUCAGCAUUUUUGCCAUUCCUCGCUUUGGUGUGGUGACAAUAAGGUGAGGGUAACAUUCGGAUUCCUUACAUUCUGAUUUCAAUUCUGCGGCAGGAGCACCCUAAUGAUUCACUGCAGAAGAUGAAACCACUGGGCGAGGCUGUCUGACAGGUUCUGGUAGAAGUGGAAGAGGGAGGGCGAAUCCAAGUAGAAACUUAGUUUAGCAAUGUGUUUUCUGGAAUGAAACUUUUGCUAAUCUGCUGUUCCUCCUCCUUUCUUUGUUGUGAAAUCGGUGCGCACUCCUUUUGUUAGACUGUGGGUAAAAUCAACAUGUGUGAGACUGUUUCUUUUUUCCCAUAAUGCUUAAAUUCCUUAUUAUUUUUUUUAAUUUAAGCUAAAAAUAUGUUUAUAACCAUUUAAUUUUUAAUUUAAAACAAAAUCAGGAAAUAAGAUUGAGUUAUAUUUGCUAAUGUUUCUAAUAAUCUGGGUUUCUGAUUCAUAGGGAGUGAUCUCAAAACCUUGAAUUAAAUCUAAACAAACAUGUAAAUUAAAGUCUUCAUGUCUGUGAGAGUCUUUCGCAAAAAAUGUUCUAACAAUCAAAUUUUUUGGUUUUAGAAUUUUCAAAUAAAUAAUGAGUUUUAAUGUCACAAAAACUCUUGUUUUUAUGCAUUUCUUUCUUUCUUUUUUAGGCUGUCAUUGAUUUAUAGUAAAGCUACAUUAUGUUCUUUGGUGGGAAGGUUUACUUUGUUCUUCGAUCAAUCUCACCCACAUCCUUCAGGAAACAAAGGAAAUUAUCGUUUAUGCUCUUGUUUUUGAAAGAUGCUGCCUCUUAAAUUUUCCAAAUCAACCAUAAAACUUUGUGAAGUGAUCAGAUUUUAAAAUAUUACACUUGUACACAUCAUUAUUCAAGACACAACACAACCUUUCUCCUUUUUUAAAAUAGUUACGGAUAUUUUUGUCGGGCUGUAGAAAUGUGUUCAUGUUGAAAUGUUAUUUUUAAAUCUGGUUAUAAAGAGAUUUAAAGAAAAAGUCAAUUUUACAUUAAAAAAUGCUAAAUAUAAAGUGAGGAAGUUGCCAAUUAAACACAUCCCUUGUGAUUUCCCUCUUUGUGUGUGUGUUUGGGAGUUUCCUGGAACAGUCCUGUGUGGUUUCCUUGAUCUUACUUUAAUGAUGUGGGUACUAGCUGGGUUUUCCUACCCAGUGAGCUUGAGAUGAGUGUUCCCACAGGAGAAGUUGCUGCCAGUCGCUUCACUUCAUCUACGCGAGCAUCUUGUGCUCAUCUUUUAUCCCCCCCGCCUUUGCUCACUGUGCCGUGCAUCUUGCUGACUCCCAGAGAACAGGGAGGAGGUAAACAAAAACUAAGCAACCACUGCUACGCACCCAAAAGCUCCACCUCUAAAUCUACCUACCUCGACUUGCUGGGCUUGUUGGAGUUCACGCCCACACCUGUUUGCAUUGGCACCUGUCAGAUAGAAGAGACUUUCCCCCUGCGCUCACUGGUCAGUCGCUUGGACGCAUCAGCUGUGUGGACGUUGCUCUGCUGGGUUUUAGGAGACAGCAGGUGACCUACAAAGGAACUUCAAGAUAAACACCCAGAAUGUCAAAAGAGGGAACUCGGGACACCGUGCUCGACAACAUCAAAGUACGGACCAAGCUGAAGCCAGACGCCUUUUGGCUUCAGCAACGAGACACAACUCAACCCACAACUUCUCAGGAGGAGAAACCAUGGGUGGCAGAGGUCAGAGCUCGCCGUUUGAACGGAGCCCCCACCAGUCCGAUUUCUUCCCCCGUAAGCUCCACCCCACCUCCCGUGACGACCAACGCUGAAAACAGACCGCCCACACAAGGAUACCUGAUCAGAGGUGUUUUUACUAAAGUGGAAAAGCCUGCUUCACCUCCACCCCCUAAUGGCAUCAGCACAACAAGACAUUUCUCCAAAAAGCCUUCAGAGACCUACAAGUUAAUAGCCCCCCACACGGUGAGGUCCACCUCACAACCCCAGGAGAGCCUGCUCAGCCCGGAGGAGCAGGAGAAACGGAGGGAGGCAGCCAGCAGUGUUUUGAAGACCUCGUCGGUCAGGCAGCGAUCCUACGUGCUCUCUGCCGCUAAGAAAUAUGAAGCUAAAGAGGCUUCACCAGAUCCUGCACCGGUUGAGAACAGUCCAUCAUUUGUGGCUAAAAUGGUGGAUGUCACCGAGGAUGAGAGCGCUCCUGCUCCUGCUCCUGCCAGUUCUGUGUCACCAUCCCCUGCUGCUGCAGAAACAUCUGCCGCCGCUACACCUGUGCCCACACCGCGGAGAACAAGCAGCACUUUGGUGAAGACAACCGUUCCAGAACCAGUGGCUCCAAAGGUGGAGGAGGUGAAGGAGGUGACGCCAAAGACAGACCUGCUCGAAAACGGGAAACCAGAUUACAAGAAUCUAGUCACUGCUGAACGUGUGGACGUGGCCUCCAGUGACCCACAGUCAGAUGAUUCUGACAGUUCUGACUCCCCACAAAUUGAUGCUUUGCCCGCAGCAUCUCCUCCCCUGGCUUUAAGUUCCUCUAUAUCAGUUGCCCCAACGGUCAGAGCAACACCAACGCCCGUCCAGAAUCUGUCCCCAUCAGAAUCCACAGCGCAUGUGAAUGCAUCUGUGACUCCAGCUGGGUCAGAGUCAGCUGUCAAAGAACUCACGGUGGAGACAAAAUCAGCACCAGAAUCUAAAUCUGAACUAAAACCAGAGCCAGAGCCUGAGACUAAACCAAAGCCUGAACCAGAAGUGGAACCAGAACCUGAACCUGAAGAGGAACCAGAGCCUGAACUUGAACCAGAACCUGAAGAGGAGCCAGAAUCUGAAGAGGAGCCAGAGUCCGAGCCUGAGCCUGAAUUGGAACCAGAGCCUGAACCUGAACCCGAGCUUAAAGCUGAAUCCAAACCAGAAGUGAAAAAGGAGCCAACACCUGAAUCAGCAUCAAAAACCAGCUCUUCCUCUGACGUGCUCACUGCUCUGUCCGACACUCUGAUUUCUUUCAACUCGGACUCGUCAAGGGUUGAAAAAGAACCAGCUCCUCUCAGCAACACUGAACCACUAACAGAUGAUCUCCUGGGCUUCAAUGAUAGUAGUCCAGAGGAAUCAGAAGAGCCUGUUCCUCCCAGCCCAGGACGCUGGAGUCAGGAUCUGCUCAGCGAGCUCCACAGUGAAUCAAAACCAACAGAAAAUGGCGGCUCUGUGGAUCUCCAACCCAAAACUAACAUUGCUGUCAAUUCUGAACCAAGCAGCAUCCGAGAGGCGGAGGAGGAGCAGACAGAUGAGACAGGCGAGGAAACGCAUAGCUCGACUGAUCCAUUUGAUCCAUAUCCGAUAGGGACCACAUCCCAUAGCAGCCCGUCUGACCUGCUCCAGCCUGUCUCCGGUGUUUCCAUCAGCAGUAACGCACCGGAAUCCCUCGCAGACGACAUCCUCCCCAUCAGCGCCGACACCUCCAGCUCUCAGCAGUCAGGAAACACCGGCCCACCCCAGCAGACUAACACGGAGGAGGAAAGCAGUCAAGAAGCAGAAGACGAAGAACAAUCUGUGGAUGACCAGACACUGAUCAUGUUUGAGAGAAAGUCCAAAGAGAACGACUCACCGUGGGACAAAUGGACUUCACCCACUGUCUAUACAAUCUCUGGUUUAGACGAUGAUGAAGAGGAGGAGGAGGAGCAGGAAGAGGAAAGGGAGAUGCUAAGCGAGGCGGAGCCCGUUCUGGAUCGAUCUGUGACCUCCUCCGAGGCUGUGGUGGAAGAGGAGAAGCGAGUCGUAACGCCUGAACCCAAAAAGGGGCUUGUUUUGGUGAAGGAGUAUGUGAAUGUAUCGGAGCUGUCCCUGCAGAAUCCCAGAGAUCAAAUCAACGGAGAUUCUGACUAUUUGACUUCAAGCUCUACCACUUACUCGUACAGCAGCCCGUCCAAUUACAGCAGACUUCCUCUGACAUCUACCUGCACGUACUGCGGCGAGCAGGUGGGCAACGAUGCAAAGAUCAGCAUCGAUCACCUCAACAUCCACUGCCAUCCAGCCUGCUUUAAGUGUGGUGUGUGUAGUAAACCCAUGGGAGACCUUCUUCUUAACAUGUUCAUUCACGCCGGGAAGGUCCACUGUGACACCUGCUACUCCAACGUCAUCUAACUAGAAGCCCCUCAUCAAUCCAAUCAAGCUUUUUCCUUUUGCAUCUUCCAACGUUUGCACUGCUUGGUUUGAUAGUCAAAGGUGAUCAAACUCACUGCAACCAUGAAUAUGAGGAUUUCAUGGUGACAUUUCUGAAAAAAGUUGUGGGUUUUUUUUUUUUAAAGGAGGGUUUUUUUCUCUGCCUCGGUUCAUGAUGAAGGAUCUGUCUGUCAAACUGGAUGUGAUGCACAUACGUCUUUCUGUACAGCCUGGAGAACAGGCUGCAAUGUUAUUCACAAACAAGAACUUUGCUGCAAUAAAGUUUAUUUCCUUUUACUCCUCUUGAAGCAAA
Molecule: messenger RNA, 4583 nt
Organism: Oryzias melastigma (Indian medaka)
Lineage: Eukaryota; Metazoa; Chordata; Actinopteri; Beloniformes; Adrianichthyidae
Gene: znf185
Product: zinc finger protein 185 with LIM domain
Exons: 29
Coding region: 1706-4252 (848 amino acids)
Source: RefSeq, a predicted model, not a curated record